AUGUUGCUCAAGGACUUGAUGGAGGAGUUUGGUGUUAUUAUUGAGGAUAAGAGGACUGACAGUAUGACGCUCAGUAGCGGCGUGGUAACCGGGAGAGUCGAGAGAAUUCCCGAGGUGUCCUCACAGCUAAAUGUGUGUGGUCGGGCUCCACUCAACACCAAGAUCGUUGGGGGAGUGGAUGCUUCUCCGGGCACCUGGCCCUGGCAGGCCAGUUUGCACACGUUUGGCCCCUUCUGUGGGGGGUCUCUGAUCAACAAUCUGUGGGUGCUGACCGCUGCCCACUGCUUCACCACAACUGACACGACAGGUUUCACGGUCUUCCUGGGCCGUCAGGACCAGGCGGGCAGCAACCCCAACGAGCAGUCCCGGACCAUCUCCAGGAUCGUCUGUCACCCCGAUUACAGUGGGUCCACCAACGACAACGACAUCUGCCUGCUGGAGCUCUCCUCGGCUGUCACCUUCACAGACUACAUCGCGCCCGUCUGCCUGGCCGCGGACGGAAGCACGUUCAACAGCGGCAUCAUCAACUGGGUCACUGGCUGGGGCACCACCUCGUCUGGAGGUUCAGCCGCGGACAUCCUCCAGGAAGUGGACCUGCCCAUAGUGGGCAACAGGGAGUGUGACUGCAGCUAUGGCAUAAUCACCAACAACAUGAUCUGCGCUGGAUUGUCGGCUGGAGGGAAGGACUCGUGUCAGGGUGACUCUGGUGGUCCUCUUGUAGGCAAACAGGGUGUGCAGUGGGUCCAGUCGGGAGUGGUGAGCUUUGGUCAAGGAUGUGCCUUGCCCAACUUCCCUGGAGUAUACGCCAGAGUAUCCGAAUAUCAGGCUUGGAUCAACGGUAUCAUCACCACCAACCAGCCCGGCUUCGUGGACUUCCGAUCCGCGGGAAUCAACAGCGACGCCACCUUCAACUGUGGCGACCCUCCAUCCGGCCCAGUCACCGCCUCACCGACCGCCCCCGCACCGUUGACGUGCGGCAGCGCCCCCAUGAACACCCGCGACAGCAGGGGGCUGGUGCAGUCCGCCGGCGUGUGGCCCUGGAUCGCUAGCCUGCAGGUCAACGGCACGCACAUGUGCGGCGGCACCCUGGUGACUGCGGAUGCAGUCCUGAGCGACGCCUCGUGCUUCACCAUGUACCCCAAUGCCUCCUACUGGACGGUUGAGUUGGGCCGCCGGAAUCUGAACGGCCCCAACUCCUUCAACAUGACCCUGGGGGUGAAAUCCAUCACCCUCAGCAAUCUCAGCGGAGACAACAUCGCCGUGCUCAUGCUGUCCAGUGCACCGAGGCUCUCGGACUACAUCCAGCCCAUCUGUCUGGACCAGGGGAUGGGCAGCUUCCUGAACAACACUGACUGUUGGAUGGCAGGCUGGGGCAUGGGCCAGGGAGGCGCCCAAGAAACCCUGCAGGAGUUCAACACCACGGUGGUGGGUUGUAGCAACACGUCAUCCAGUGACUACAUCUGCACCGAAGCGCUGACUGUGAGAAUGGGUGACGCCGGAGGCCCCCUGAUGUGCAAGAGCGGCAACUCUUGGACCCAAGUGGCCGGGCUUCCCAACGUCAUGGGCAACAGCAGCAUGGUGCGCUCAGAGAGAGCCGCCGACCAGUCCAUGUUCAUCUCCACAACGCGAUUUGCUAGCUUCCUGAAGGAAACUCUGGGGAGUCUUCCGUCCCCAGCCCCCACCACCAGUCACGCGUCAGACGCACGCUUCUCCAUGUCCUACCUCCUCCUCCUCCUCUCCUCCAUCUACCUCUUCUCUGCGCUGGUCUAGAGGCAGUGUGGCCUGGAAGGGCUCGACUCCGGUUUAUAUUCACGUUGUUUGGAUCUCAUGGAGGGAAGUAUGUGAUCAUGUAAAGAAACGAUCACACAGCAUCUUGUUUUUCCUUUUGGGGUUUUCAUGGACUGCUGGAGUCGGUGGAGUCUCAGCUUACACAUGAUAUAUAGUUUGUGUUGAUCAUAUUACCUUUUUGCUCUGCAUGUGAAGGUGCAGAGUUAUAAACACAUAUCUCUUUUUGAUACGUGCUUCUUAUUUUGUUUGGGGUUGGAAUUGUCUUUCGUUUAGCUAGCAAUGGUUAGGAGAGACUAAAGGUUGGGAAUGUUAUUACACUGGGGGUGUGUUAUAUGACCUUAACAAGCAAAAUAGUAAAUUUCAAAGUUUCAUUUUAAAAAUAAAUUCAGUUAAACAAGUUGAUGACAAAUGAAUACCGCUGUAGAGGUUUUUGAAGUGUGAAUGCCCGAUAUGAGUACUUAAUAAUACCAUUACAGUUGGGAGAACAGUCAAUGGGAACCCACUGUUUCAGCAGGAAUACAAACACUAUGGCUGGGUUGCACCAACAUGGAUUGAUUAAUCCUGGUUUAGGGUUUCUAUGGUAAGUAAAUCUAGGUUAAAGCUGAUUCAUAAUUAAUCACAAAUGUGUUGCACAUUUUAGUUGUAACUCUGGAUUAGGUAAACUAGUUUAAACAAGGAUUAAAAUAGGAUUAGUUUGUGUUCAGUGUCUGCCAUGAUGGAUUCCGGCGAAAUGUGAACAAAUUCAGGAUGUAGGUACGAUAAAGAUGGGCCACAAUAUAUUCACAAGUCUUCUCGUAAACUCGUUGCUUUUUGAAAAAAUGUAACCGUUGUUACCUUAACUGUUACAGCUGACACUACAGCACUUGAUACUUGUAGCAAGCUAGCUUUGCUUGUAACUUUUUUAGAUAUGGCACGACACGUUAAAUUAAGAUAUGGCACGUCAA
Gadus chalcogrammus (walleye pollock) is the source of this 2732-nucleotide messenger RNA. Its product is annotated as transmembrane protease serine 9-like. NCBI's taxonomy places the organism in Eukaryota, Metazoa, Chordata, Actinopteri, Gadiformes, Gadidae. Gene Ontology annotation, biological process: proteolysis. The record is from RefSeq and is a predicted model, not a curated record. Gene Ontology annotation, molecular function: serine-type endopeptidase activity. The coding region runs from base 1 to 1770 and encodes 589 amino acids. The transcript has 10 exons.